Molecule: messenger RNA, 3533 nt
Organism: Balearica regulorum gibbericeps (East African grey crowned-crane)
Lineage: Eukaryota; Metazoa; Chordata; Aves; Gruiformes; Gruidae
Source: RefSeq, a predicted model, not a curated record
GGUGGCCAAGCUGGAAAAGCACCUGAUGCUUCUCCGCCAGGAGUAUGUAAAGCUGCAGAAGAAACUAGCUGAUACCGAAAGGAGAUGCAAUCUUCUGGCUGCCCAGGCUAACCAAGACAAUGCCAGUGACACCUUCAUCAGUCGACUUCUUGCCAUUGUAGCUGAACUCUAUCAGCAGGAGCAGUACAGUGAUCUGAAGAUAAAGGUUGGGGACAAACACAUCAGUGCUCACAAAUUUGUCUUGGCGGCACGCAGUGAUGCUUGGAGUCUUGCCAACCUUGCCUCAACAGAGGAGCUGGAUCUGUCAGAUGCUGACCCAGAGGUAACCAUGGCAAUGCUGCGGUGGAUCUACACAGAUGAACUUGAGCUAAAAGAAGAUGAUAUCUUCUUGACAGAGCUCAUGAAACUAGCUAAUAAAUUUCAGCUCCAGCUGCUUAGAGAAAGAUGUGAAAAAGGAGUUAUGUCAUUAGUUAACGUCAGGAACUGCAUUCGUUUCUAUCAGACUGCUGAGGAGCUGAAUGCUAGCACUCUUCUGAACUAUUGUGCUGAGAUAAUUGCUAGUCACUGGGAUGACUUGCGUAAAGAAGACUUCAGUAGCAUGAGUGCUCAGUUAUUGUAUAAAAUGUUCAAGUCAAAGACAGAAUAUCCUUUGCAUAAGGCUAUUAAAGUUGAGCGAGAAGAUGUUGUCUUUUUGUAUCUUAUUGAAAUGGAUUCACAGCUUCCUGGGAAGCUUAAUGAAUUGGAUCACAAUGGAGAUCUUGCUUUGGAUCUAGCCCUUGCCCAAAGAUUGGAGAGUAUUGCAACUACAUUGGUCAACUACAAGGCGGAUGUAGAUAGGGCAGACAAGAAAGGCUGGAGUCUAUUACAUAAAGCCAUCCAAAGAGGAGAUAAAUUUGCUGCAAACUUUCUCAUUAAAAAUGGUGCCCGUGUGAAUGCUGCUACACUGGGAGACCAGGAGACUCCUCUGCACCUCGUGGCAUCAUACAGUCCCAAGAAGUAUUUGCCAGAUGUCAUGGCAGAGAUGGCACAGAUAGCAGAGUCCCUCUUACAGGCAGGAGCCAAUCCAAAUAUGCAGGACAGCAAAGGAAGGACACCGCUACAUGUGUCAAUUGUGGUCAGGAAUGAACCUGUAUUCAGUCAGCUUCUCCAGUGCAAAAAACUAGACUUGGAGCUGAAGGAUCAUGAAGGAAGCACAGCUUUGUGGCUUGCAGUUCAGUAUAUCACUGUAUCGUCUGAUCAGUCUGUAAACCCUUUUGAGGAUGCACCUGUUGUAAAUGGAACCUCAUUUGAUGAGAACAGUUUUGCAGCAAGGUUGAUCCAACGAGGCAGCAAUACAGAUGCUCCAGACACAGUAACAGGAAACUGCUUGCUUCAGAGGGCAGCUGGUGCAGGAAAUGAGGCAGCUUCUCUCUUCCUAGCAACUCAUGGAGCAAAAGUCAACCACCAAAACAAAUGGGGAGAAACACCACUGCAUACAGCCUGUAGGCAUGGCCUAGCAAACCUGACAGCAGAACUUCUGCAACAAGGAGCCAACCCAAACAUCCAGACAGCAGAAGCAGUGCUGGGUCAGAAGGAUAUGUCUUCUCCAACAGCAGAGAAUGUUUAUCUGCAAACUCCCCUUCACAUGGCUAUUGCUUACAAUCACCCAGAUGUGGUGUCAGUCAUCCUGGAACAAAAAGCUAAUGCUCUUCAUGCUACCAACAACUUGCAAAUUAUUCCUGACUUUAGUCUAAAGGACUCGAGAGACCAGACUGUGCUGGGAUUGGCUCUUUGGACAGGCAUGCACACAAUAGCAGCUCAGCUGCUUGGAUCUGGGGCGUCCAUCAAUGAUACAAUGUCAGAUGGACAGACUCUACUACAUAUGGCCAUACAGAGACAAGACAGUAAGAGUGCACUCUUCUUGCUGGAACAUCAGGCAGAUAUAAAUGUCAGCAGAACACAGGAUGGAGAAACUGCCUUACAGCUGGCCAUAAAAAACCAGCUCCCUCUUGUGGUUGAUGCUAUUUGUACCAGGGGAGCCGACAUGUCUGUGCCAGAUGAGAAAGGAAAUCCUCCUUUGUGGCUUGCCUUAGAAAAUAACCUGGAAGACAUUGCAUCAACUCUGGUUAGGCAUGGCUGUGAUUCAACCUGUUGGGGGUCAGGACCAAGUGGCUGCUUACAAACUCUUCUUCACAGAGCUAUUGAUGAAAACAGUGAACAAAUAGCAUGCUUUCUUAUUCGCAGUGGUUGUGAUGUGAACAGUCCCAGAAAGCCAGGCCCAAAUGGAGAAGGAGAAGAGGAGGCUCAUGAUGGACAGACACCCCUACACUUGGCAGCCUGCUGGGGACUAGAAGAGGUGAUCCAGUGCCUUUUGGAGUUUGGUGCCAAUGUCAAUGCUCAGGAUGCAGAAGGAAGAACUCCAAUCCAUGUUGCCAUUAGCAACCAACAUAAUGUUAUCAUUCAGCUUAUGAUUUCACAUCCAGAUAUUAAGCUAAAUGUACGUGACAGGCAAGGAAUGACUCCCUUUGCAUGUGCUAUGACCUAUAAAAAUAACAAAGCAGCUGAAGCAAUCUUGAAGAGGGAACCCGGAGCUGCUGAACAGGUUGAUAAUAAAGGUCGGAAUUUCCUCCAUGUAGCUGUUCAGAACUCAGAUAUUGAGAGUGUGCUGUUCCUGAUUAGUGUACAGGCUAAUGUAAACUCUCGGGUCCAGGAUGCCUCCAAACUAACACCUCUCCACCUGGCUGUACAAGCUGGCUCAGAGAUCAUUGUGCGUAAUCUGCUGCUUGCAGGUGCCCAAGUGAAUGAACUGACUAAGCAUCGUCAGACUGCUCUUCACUUAGCAGCCCAGCAAGAUUUGCCUACAAUUUGUUCAGUCCUCCUGGAGAAUGGAGUAGACUUUGCAGCUGUAGAUGAAAAUGGAAAUAAUGCGCUUCAUCUGGCAGUGAUGCAUGGCCGUCUAAACAAUAUCCGGGUCCUCCUCACAGAGUGCAAUGUAGAUGCAGAAGCCUUUAACAUUAGAGGCCAGUCACCAAUGCAUAUUUUGGGACAAUAUGGGAAAGAUAAUGCAGCAGCCAUCUGUGACCUCUUCUUGGAGUGUAUGCCAGAAUACCCUCUAGACAAACCUGAUGCUGAAGGAAACACAGUGCUUCUGUUGGCUUACAUGAAGGGAAACGCUAACUUGUGUCGUGCAAUAGUGAGAGCUGGGGCUCGUCUUGGAGUUAACAAUAAUCAAGGAGUCAAUAUCUUCAACUACCAGGUUGCUACAAAACAGCUUCUCUUUAGACUGCUGGAUAUGCUGACAAAAGAACCUCCCUGGUGUGAUGGCUCCAACUGCUAUGAAUGCACUGCCAAAUUUGGAGUCACGACAAGAAAGCAUCACUGUCGACACUGUGGACGCCUGCUCUGCCAUAAGUGCUCAACAAAGGAGAUUCCUAUCAUAAAAUUUGAUCUGAACAAGCCAGUUCGAGUUUGCAACAUCUGCUUUGAUGUCCUGACUCUGGGAGGAGUCUCCUAGUAUGCUGUGGAAGUAAAGGGAUUCCCAGUCAGUGUUCCUG